Molecule: messenger RNA, 1265 nt
Organism: Botrytis cinerea B05.10
Lineage: Eukaryota; Fungi; Ascomycota; Leotiomycetes; Helotiales; Sclerotiniaceae
Exons: 2
Coding region: 609-917 (102 amino acids)
Source: RefSeq, a predicted model, not a curated record
GAGAGAUUUCAAGAAAUGGGGAGAGAAAAAAAUGGCAAAAACUGGCUAAUUGUGAAUCUCUUAUAGCAGUCCUUCCAGCAUGGGUCUCUGGGACUUCUUCUGACGUUAUCACAUUUCAGAAACAAUGCGUUUGCAUCAGAACAUAUGUAUUUGCUGAGUUCCACCAUCUGGUCUGCCUAAACAAUUUCUGUUUACUCCUACUUGUACUUGCGCUUCGUCCCCCAAGCGGGGUUUUCAAGGCUCUUACAUAGUAAGCAUACCUGCCCUGCGACUGCGAACUCGCUUCAGUUUCUCGUUAGUAUUUUCCCAGAAAGCUCUCUUCCUCUUAACCCUGGCAUGUAUUCUGAUCGGCAUUACCAUUCUCGAUCGAUCAACUUGUCUCUUUUUUUUUUUACAACUCAAGCACCGAUUGAUUGCGUUAAGUGAUCGGGCUUCUGCCAAUCUUCUUUGCAGUAAUCCACACCAGAUAAUCAGAAAAAUCCCAAGCCGCAUAUAUUUCCUUUUUUAACAUCCUGCUUCAAUUAGCCCUAGUAAAUAUAGAUUUCCAAAAUAUCAAACACCUGACUGCUGCAACGAAGCAGAUGCGAGAGAAAGAUUGAAACGAUGCAAUGAGUACUUCUACCUCUGUCCAGCAAGCUGCAACGACACAGGAUCUUCCCGUUAAAGGUCCUGUAUGGGUUAGCAAAUUCACAACACCGUCUCCUUCCCGCGAUGAUAACUCUCGGGAGUUACUUCUUGGUCUUAACGACGAGGCAAAUAGUCAUAAUAUACAUUAUGAUCGACCAAGUUGCGAGCAACUCUCCUGUGAAUGGACAGGUUACCGCGACGGAGUCGAAGCCGGCACACCCGAGCCGCUACUACCAGAAAAUGAGAAGUUUCAAAAACUAGUGGAGGUACCAAGAGUUCCAUGGCGGUAAAUUCGUACUCAACACCCCUUCCAGCUACCGAGGACGUGCUGGAAGCCUAGCCAAAGCAACAGGAGGUAAAAUAUUAAUGGUAAAACUGCGUUUGGCACCACAGAGUCCCUUCCCAACAGCUUUCCUAGAUGUAUUCCAAACCUACCUCUUACGUCUCGCAUCACCUCCCAACUCACCACACGAGGCCAUUCCAGCCAAAAACAUUGUAUUGGCAGGCGACAGUUCCAGAUCUGUCCUCGCAUUAAGCUUGUUACAAGUCCUUUUGCAGCUCAAGCGAAAAAAUAUCCCAAUGAAGUUCCAUGAAAAUACACUCCAGCCAGCAGGUCUGACACUUUUGAGCGUCACGAC